Messenger RNA from Daldinia decipiens, 1616 nucleotides. Its product is annotated as nucleoside hydrolase. Gene Ontology annotation, biological process: purine nucleoside catabolic process. The transcript has 3 exons. Gene Ontology annotation, cellular component: cytosol. Bases 300 to 1505 code for a protein of 401 amino acids. NCBI's taxonomy places the organism in Eukaryota, Fungi, Ascomycota, Sordariomycetes, Xylariales, Hypoxylaceae. The record is from RefSeq and is a predicted model, not a curated record. Gene Ontology annotation, molecular function: purine nucleosidase activity.
AUAUGUAAUAAGUACCUAACCUCCCACCUAUAGCCGCAUCUUAUCGAUAAUAUCGGUCAUGACUUUCCUUCUUAACCCUCACGCCUUAUCUACUUAGUAAAUAUUCAGUAUUAUAUCUACUUGAGUCUUGCUCUAGAAUUAGAUAGAACUCCGCAUUAGAAUUCUCCAAGCAUUCGCUGUAGUAAUCAUGGCCCCAAGAAAGAUCAUCAUAGACACCGACCCAGGCAAGUAGCAGCAAAAGGAGAUAGUUAUUAAACUUAUAUCUUAACUGUUUUAUAGGCGCCGACGAUGUUAUAGCUAUGCUUCUCGCUCUGGCUUCCUCGCCCGAGGAGCUGGAAGUGCUGAUGAUCUCGGUAACUUACGGCAAUGUGGAUCUAGAGGGCUGCUUGCGAAAUGUAGUCAGCAUGUUCCACGUUCUCGACCAGGAGAUGGAGUGGCGCAAGUCUCAAGGGAAGCCUUUAGGCUAUGAGGCUCUGCGAACUUAUAAACCUAUUGUUGCUGUCGGCCCUGAGCAUGCUCUGGAAUAUGAGAUGUUAAUGGCAGACGAUUUUCAUGGAGCUGACGGCUUACACGGUGUUCACGAAGCUCAUCCUCACUUAUCGCCCGCUGAUACUUGGAAAGCUCUUUUCAAGGAUGGACUUCAGGGAGAUGCCGAGGAUCCCUCAUAUUUAAAAUAUUUUACGCCGUCGAAAACACCAGCACAUAAAGAGAUCCUGAGGAUCCUGAAGGAGGAGCCUGCUGACACGGUCUCAAUAUGCGUCCUGGGCCCAUUGACUAAUUUGGCUCUAGCUGCUUCGGAAGACCCCGAAACCUUUCUCAAGGUCAAGGAGGUGGCUGUUAUGGGUGGGGCUGUAGAGUGUGAAGGCAACGUAACGCCGGUUGCCGAAUUCAACACUUACGCCGAUGCCGUUGCCGCCGCUCGAGUGUUCGCUUUGACGUCGCCGAACCCGGCUUCCACUAUGCCACCCGUACCAAAGGACAAGUCAACUCUACCGCCGUACCCUGAAAAGCUUUCACGGCCUCUGAACUUGAGUCUAUUCCCACUUGAUAUUACUACACCGCAUCUCCUAAACCUAGGCUUCUUUCUGGAGAAGAUUGAACCGCAGCUCGCCGGCAACAGCCCCUUAGGAGUAUGGAUUAAUACUUUCAUGGUUGGCAUAUUCCGUCAAAUCACCUCCAUGCUUGGUCCUGAAGUGGAACCGGGCCUAUCGCUUCAUGACCCUUUAACCAUCUGGUACAUGCUCACAGGAUCUGAUCCAGCAUGGAAGCUAGCCAAAAAUGCGCCAGAAGAUAUUCGUGUCGAGACCUCAGGACAGUGGACUCACGGGAUGCACGUUUUGGACCGUCGCGGUAGGGCACGACCCGACGGCGUGACGACUUUUGAGGUCCCUAGGGAUGAACAUGGCUGGCUCAGCUUGGUGAGGGGCAAUAGAAUAAACAGAUACGUUGGCAGUCCAGGCGAGAUGGCAUUUGCGCCAUUCUUAAUGGAGCGUCUUUUCGGGUGAAAAGGAUAGCAAUUAAGAAAGACAACGAGUUAGUCGCCGUACAUCUGACACGGCGAAGACGAUAGAGAUGUCAGCAGAACGCAUAUGUGGGUAUCAUUAGACAAGAGCGUA